Molecule: messenger RNA, 4241 nt
Organism: Nasonia vitripennis (jewel wasp)
Lineage: Eukaryota; Metazoa; Arthropoda; Insecta; Hymenoptera; Pteromalidae
Gene: Usp7
Product: ubiquitin carboxyl-terminal hydrolase 7
Exons: 19
Coding region: 1082-4138 (1018 amino acids)
Biological process (GO): regulation of protein stability; protein deubiquitination
Cellular component (GO): nucleus; cytosol
Molecular function (GO): cysteine-type endopeptidase activity; protein binding; cysteine-type deubiquitinase activity
Source: RefSeq, a predicted model, not a curated record
CUGCUCUGGCGCUGGUCGCGUAACUAACUCCGCACUUUAUGUAGACGCAGCCGUGACGAGUCGCGACUUGGAGUGCGUGUGUACGCGCGCGCUUGUAUUUGUAUGAAUACAUGAUACUAAUAAUAAUUUGAUUUGAUUUGUCAAAACCUAUUCGAAUGCAUACGUUAAUUAAUUAUGAAAAGAAUGCUACUCUGUUAUGUCUGUUGAUAAUUUUUAUUAAUGUAUACGAAUUUUUAAAAUAAAGAGCUUAUUAGGAAAUAUAUUAUAUAAUAAGAUAAAUAUAUUUAUGAAAGAAUAUAAUACAAAUAUUUGAAACUAACCUCUUUUCCUGUAUUUAUAAAAUGAACUAUAAAAUUUGGUCGAUAUGUGUAUAUUACGAAUUUGUUUAUGUGUUUCAUUUUUCAUUCGAUCAGUGAUAAAUCAAAGUGAGAAAAUAAUCAUUAAAUUUGCUGGCUGCAUCACUAUAAAUUAAAAAAAAUAUUUAUAUACAUAAAUCUAUAAUCAAAACAGUUUUUAAUGUUUUAUGUAUUAGCGUUGUAAAUCAAUAUUAAUGCGAUAUUUAAAUUUUUAUGUUACAUUUAAAAACUUAUGCAUUUUGCAAUCAAACAUAACCUUUAUACAUAUAUUUUUUUUUAUUCUAUAUAACAAGUGCUGCAAUUGAGUGAUAUUAAAACGUAUUUAGAGUUUAUAUUUAUAUUUAUUUAUACAAUUGACAUUGUGAUGAAUCACGUGAAUGAUCCAGAUAAUAUUCAACAAUUGAACCUGGCUACAAUACAGGUUGAUGAAAUAGAAGAAAUGGAUACUCAAGAAGAAAUACCAAAUGAUGGACAAGAAAUUCGACCAUUAAAUGGUGAUCCUGAGUUGACCUGUGUAACACAAGACCAAGAUAUGGAAGAAGAUGAGGCUAGAUCAGAAGCAACUUUUCGCUAUACAGUAGAGAGCGUUUCAAAAAUGAAAGAUUCUCAAUUAUCCCCUCCAUGUUUUGUUAGAAAUUUACCUUGGAAAAUUAUGGUAAUGCCAAGAUCAAGUCAAACACAAGAAAGGCAGCCGCAGAGAUCUUUAGGUUUUUUUUUACAAUGUAAUGGAGAAAGUGAGUCAUCUUCUUGGAGCUGUUACGCAACUGCCGAAUUACGUUUACUCUCCUGUAAAGAUGGACAGGAUCCGUUUAGUAGAAGAUAUUCUGGAAAUCAAAAGGAUACGGUCCAAAUUUUGUCGAGAGACCUCUGCAGAGAUCUAUGCACAAAUUUCUCCACAUUAUUUUCAAAUUCAACAUCUUUUCUAUAGUAAAGAAAAUGACUGGGGAUUUAGUCACUUCAUGACGUGGCAAGAUGUUCUUGAUCCAGAAAAAGGUUAUAUCAAAGAUGAUGCAAUAACUCUUGAAGUUCAUGUCGUAGCCGAUGCACCUCACGGUGUUAGCUGGGAUAGUAAAAAGCAUACUGGAUAUGUCGGAUUGAAAAAUCAAGGUGCAACGUGUUACAUGAACUCGCUACUUCAAACUCUGUAUUUCACAAAUCAGUUACGGAAAGCCGUGUAUAAAAUGCCAACAGAAAGUGAUGAUUCUAGUAAAAGUGUAGCCUUAGCGUUGCAAAGAGUUUUUCAUGAAUUGCAGUUUUGUGAUAAACCAGUUGGAACCAAAAAACUAACUAAAAGCUUCGGUUGGGAGACAUUAGACUCAUUUAUGCAACACGAUGUUCAGGAAUUUUUACGCGUGCUUCUUGAUAAAUUAGAAAGUAAAAUGAAAGGAACCUGCGUGGAAGGAACAGUUCCAAAAUUAUUUGAAGGUAAAAUGGUUUCUUUUAUCAAGUGUAAAAAUAUUGACUAUACUUCAAAAAGAGUGGAAACGUUUUACGACAUACAAUUGAACAUUAAAGGAAAAAAAAAUAUUUACGAAUCGUUCAAUGAUUAUGUUAGUACAGAAAUUUUAGAUGGAGAUAAUAAAUAUGAUGCCGGUGAGCAUGGACUUCAAGAGGCUGAAAAAGGAGUAAUAUUUUCUUCUUUCCCGCCAGUUUUACACUUGCAUCUAAUGAGAUUUCAGUACGAUCCAAUUACAGACUGUUCUGUAAAAUUUAAUGAUAGGUUUGAAUUUUAUGAAAAAAUCAGUUUAGGGCAGUAUUUGAAAAGUAGUAAAGAACUUACAAAUGCUGACUAUACUUUACAUGCUGUUUUGGUACACAGUGGUGAUAAUCAUGGAGGACAUUAUGUUGUAUUUAUCAACCCUUCCGGAGAUGGAAAGUGGUGUAAAUUCGAUGAUGACGUUGUUUCAAAAUGUUCCAAACAAGAAGCAAUAGAGCAUAACUAUGGUGGUCAAGAUGAAGAUAUUUCAAUGACUGUAAAACAUUGUACAAAUGCAUAUAUGUUAGUGUACAUUCGAAAUUCAGAAUUAGAGCAUGUUUUACAAGAAGUUCGUGAAGAAGAUAUUCCUCAAGAGCUUGUUGAACGACUUCAAGAAGAAAAACGAUUAGAACAGAUAAAACGGAAAGAAAGAAAUGAAGCCUAUUUGUUUAUGACUGUAAAUGUUUUGUUUGAAGAUAGUUUUAACGGGCAUCAAGGAAAUGACCUUUAUGACCAAGAAAAAGCAUUAUAUAGAGUAUUUCGGGUGCGUAAGCAAGCUUCACUUUUAGAGUUUCUUGAAAUACUCAGCGAAAGUUUGAAAUAUUCUAUUGGACAAAUCCGCAUAUGGCCAUUCAGCUUAAGAUCUAACCAAACAUGCAGACCAACUUUAAUUGAAUCGGAGACAGAUCUUCAGAAACCUAUUACUGAUUGCGCUGAAAGUGGCAACCCUUGGAAUAUUUUUGUUGAACUAGCAGCUCCUGAUUCAGGAUUGACAGCAUUACCAGCUUUUGACAAAGAUACGGAUGUUUUAUUAUUUUUUAAGUUGUAUGACCCAAAAAAACGGAAAAUACAUUAUUGUGGUCAUCAUUACAUGCCUGUAACGGCUAAAGUUCAGGAUCUUAUUCCGAUAUUAAACGAACGAGCUGGUUAUCCAGAAAACACUGAUAUAAUUUUAUAUGAAGAAAUAAAACCAAAUAUGGUUGAAAAGAUAGACAAUCUUGCAGAGCCUCUUGAAAAAGUUUUAGAAGAACUAAUGGAUGGUGAUAUUAUUGUAUUCCAACGCGAAGAGAAGGAAAACGAUAUUUACGAACUUCCAACUUGCAGAGACUAUUUCAGAGAUCUAUCAUUUCGUAUGGAAGUAACGUUUUGCGAUAAAACGGUACCAAAUGAUCCUGGAUUUCUGAUGGAGCUGUCACAAAAAAUUACUUAUGAACAGAUGGCAAAAGCAGUAUCGCAACGACUUGGAACAGAUCCGUAUUUAUUACAAUUUUUUAAAUGUCAGAAUUAUAAAGAUUUACCAGGGAAUCCUUUAAAGUGUACAUUUGAUGGAACUUUAAAAGAGUUAGUUGCUAAUUGCAAACCAAAAACUAAAAAAAUAUUUUAUCAACAGCUUAGUAUUCAUGUUAAUGAACUUGAAAAUAAGAAACAAUUUAAAUGCAUUUGGGUGAAUUUAACUCUAAAAGAAGAAAAAGAAAUAAUCUUGUAUCCUAAUAAAAAUGGUACAGUAUUAAAUUUGUUAGAAGAGGCAAAAAAACUUGUUGAGUUAUCAGAAAAUGGAUCUGGAAAAUUAAGAAUAUUGGAAAUUGUUAGCAAUAAACUGCAACCUGGACCUAAAGAAGAUGUGCCAUUAGAAAGUUUAAGUACGAAUGGAUCCAAAAUUUAUAGGAUAGAAGAAAUUCCUAAAGACGAAUUAAAUUUAUCAGAAGAUGAAAUACUGGUCCCUGUAGCUCAUUUUCAUAAGGAUGUAUUUUCAACAUUUGGUAUACCAUUUUUUUUUAAAAUUAAACAUGGAGAACCUUUCCUGCAAAUGAAAGAAAGACUUUUUAAGCGACUAGAUAUCCAAGAAAAAGAAUUUGAAAAGUUUAAAUUUGCCAUCGUAACGGCUAAUAAACCGCAUUUCAUCAACGAUUCGCCUGAUUAUUGUAUGGAUAUUGGAGACUUUAGGCCUCAUCAGAAUCAAAUUUUCCCUUUAUCUAACUCAGGAGCCAAUCAGCAGAAGCCAUGGUUGGGAUUAGAUCACAUUAAUAAAGCACCUAAACGCAACAGGAUUAAUUAUUUGGAGAAAGCGAUAAAAAUCUAUAACUAAGUACAGGAAGUAAACGGAUUACACACAACUUUAUUUAAUUAUUAAUGUACAGCAUUUUAUGAUAUUUAUUAAGAUAUUCAAUAAAUAUAAAAAAUUAAAUUCA